Pestalotiopsis fici W106-1 is the source of this 1404-nucleotide messenger RNA. RefSeq lists its product as uncharacterized. The record is from RefSeq and is a predicted model, not a curated record. The coding region runs from base 1 to 1404 and encodes 467 amino acids. The transcript has a single exon. NCBI's taxonomy places the organism in Eukaryota, Fungi, Ascomycota, Sordariomycetes, Amphisphaeriales, Sporocadaceae.
AUGGCACAGGCACGAGCGUUGCUGGGUACACUCAAGCAGCGCAUCAGCGCCUUUAUAGCACUGUCAAUACUGCUCCUUCUGAUGCUGCGGUACCAAGAGAAACCACCCGCGACAUUGUCGAGCAUCGUGACGACGGGGCCGGCACAGCAACAGCAACUCUCGCCCACCAUUGACCUCUCAUCACCAGCGUCGCCCUUUAUCGCCUUUCCGCUGGCCCGCGUCUGCGCCGAGGCCAGCCCCGCGGUGCCGGGCCUCGUCUUCCUGUGCGACAACAAUAGCGGCGGGCCGGGCAAUAUCCGCAACUACAUACUCACGUGCGUGCGCUACGCCGUCGAGGCCGGGGCCACGGCCCUGGUGAUGCCGCGCAUCCGCGCCCGCUCCGCCGUCGACUUGUCCAAUAUCCACCUGGGCCACCGCGAGUUUGGGUACCUGUUUGACGAGGCGCACUUUCGCGCCGCCCUUGCCGCCGCCUGCCCGUGUCUGGCGCUGUGGGACCGCCUCGAGGACGUGCCGCACGUGCUGGCCAAGGUUGAGCGCGAGGGCUUGUACGAUGUCGAGAAAAUGGUUGAGCGCGUGACGCCCCGGCAGCAGUUUGGGCGUCGCGCGGGCUGCGACCAGCGCGACCUCAAUCGCCACACGGAUCGGUUCGGCCAGCGGUUCCGGGAUUGGCUCGAGGCGUCGGCCGCGGAGAGGGGCCUGGCACCCUUGACGCACGAGAGUCCGCGACUGAUUCGUUUGAACUGGGGCGUACUGUGGGAUUGGGAGGUGCUACGAGACGGGCCCGAGUUUGUUGGCACCUUUGGCAGCUUACUGCGCUUCCGUGCAGAUCUAAUAGAACUGGCGGGCGCCGUAGUGGCAGCACUGAGACGGGAGGCACUUGCUGUAUCCGCGCUCCAGGGUGGUCGCAAUGAUAGUUUUCUCGGCGUUCACCUCCGAACGGAAGAGGACGCUCUAAAGGAGUGGCCAAGUUUUGACAUGCAGGCUGAAGGGUAUAUGAGCGAGGCCAUUAGGCAAGGCUAUCGGGGAGGAUUGGCGUACCUGGCCUCUGGCAGCGAAACGGAAUCGCACAAGUUCAAAGACCGAGCUCGAAGUGCAGCACAGAUUGAUGUUCGCACAAAGUUCCACCUGCUCCAAGGACUGGAUCUCAUGAAACUCAAAGAGCUCACUUGGGACCAACAGGCAGUCAUUGAUUUCAUCGUGCUCCUUGCGGCUGACUAUUUUGUCGGGGUCAGUCCGAGCAGCUUCAGCAUUAAUGUCGCCUUGAAACGUCAUUUGCGUACUGGAGGCCUAUAUGCGAGGCCAUGGAAGGUUGGUGGCUCUGGCGAUGGACUCAGUCAUUUGGUGGGUGCAUACACAAGAUACUGGGACGAUUGGUUGUUCAUGUAUGACGGCAUGUGGCCAUAG